Messenger RNA from Ilex paraguariensis (yerba mate), 432 nucleotides. The record is from the annotation of a GenBank genome assembly. Lineage: Eukaryota; Viridiplantae; Streptophyta; Magnoliopsida; Aquifoliales; Aquifoliaceae.
AUGGCCAGCAGCUUCCUUUUCCUUAUUCACUUCUUGAUCUUAGUGUUCCUUCCUCUAAACCUUGAAGCAGCUCAAGAAGAUGAGGGCAGGGUAUUCAAUUUCAGGUGCCGUCACAAUGGGCCAUCAAUCAGAUUUCCAUUCUGGGUUAAAGGUUUCCACUUAGAUCGCUACCGCUAUCCUGGGUUCGAGCUAUCCUGUGACAAGAACAAACAAACAGUCCUUGAUCUUCUCUUUUCUGUGAAGCUAUUUGUCAAGAAAAUUGACUAUAAAUCUCAAGUUAUUCGAUUGUAUGACCCAGAUGGCUGCGUUCCGGCAAAAGCUUCCAAACCUCAACUUGCAGACAAAUUGAUCCCUCGGUUCCUUGCCUUCGAGCUUCCGCCUACCGAGUGUAAGCCAUAUGGUCUAUGGAGACAGUUGAUGAUUAUCCUUUGA